Rotaria socialis is the source of this 1176-nucleotide messenger RNA. NCBI's taxonomy places the organism in Eukaryota, Metazoa, Rotifera, Eurotatoria, Philodinida, Philodinidae. The record is from the annotation of a GenBank genome assembly.
AUGCCGAUACCGAUAGAAAAAAUUCAAGUAGUUGAACAUGAAUUCCAACGACAGCAUGAUAGUGAUGAUGAAAGCGAUGACAACCAAAAUCAACAUCAACAUCAACAUCAUCAUCAAAUUCGUCAUACAACCGCAAUGACGCCACCUGAGCAAGAUUUUUCUUUUCUGAAGAAUCAUGGACAAGCAAAACGUUCUGUCCAUUAUGAUAUUGAACAAAUCGAUAGCUAUGAAACUCGACCACUAAGAGUUGCUCAUGAAAAUGAACAACAAUUCGAUAAUGUUUUACGUCGAAGAUAUAUUGCACAUUGGGGUUUACCAGAAUGGCUUGGUGAUAAUCAUUUUCUCUUACAAAAACAUCGUCCACCAGCUAAUUCUGUUCGUGAAUGUCUCAUAUCAAUAGCAUCAAUACACAGUGAAACAGUUAAUAUUUGGACACAUUUAAUAGGUGCAUUAUGUGUUGCUGUUACAUUUGUACUUUUUCUUAUUGAUAAUCAUCGACAAAUGGAUUUAAGUGAUUUUAUAUCAUUUAGUGUUUUUUUUAUAUCAGCUAUAUUAUGUUUAACAUUUUCGACUUUACUUCAUGUAUUUAUUAAUUAUUCGCCACGUGUUAUGGUAAUUGUUUCCAAACUUGAUUACAUGGGGAUUAGUAUUUUAAUAUUUGGUUCAAUGAUUCCAGUGAUCCAUUAUUUAUUUUAUUGCAAUUUAAAACUUAAAACAAUAUAUAUUGGUAUCUUACUGGGACUUUCUAUUGCGUCAGUUAUUGGCACAAGUAGCGCGGCAUGCGCAAAACCACGAUGUCGUCCAUUUAAAGCGAUUCUAUUUAUUGCUUUAGGUCUUUAUGGUGCCGCCCCGGCAACUCAUGCAUGUAUUCUUCACGGUUUUCCACGUAUGUUUCAGAUGGGAUUUCUAUAUCUUGUUAUUAUGGCUGUAACUUAUAUUUCUGGCGGUGUUAUCUAUGCUGUUCGUAUACCAGAACGAUUUUUUCCAGGGCGUUUCGAUAUCAUUGGACACAGUCAUCAAAUAUUGCAUAUCGCAGUAAUUGCUGCUGUUUAUUUACAUUUCUACGGAAUUUGUUGUUUAUUCAAUACCGUGAUCCGAACCGAGCAAUGCAUUAUGCCGAUAACAUUGAAACUUGGUGUGACUGAUCUAUCUAUUUCAUCAACUGCGAUAGAAUAA